Molecule: messenger RNA, 1140 nt
Organism: Arachis ipaensis
Lineage: Eukaryota; Viridiplantae; Streptophyta; Magnoliopsida; Fabales; Fabaceae
Source: RefSeq, a predicted model, not a curated record
AUGGCUGGAGUGAUCAAAGGCAGUUCUGUUGAUGCUUCUGAUAUGAUAAAAACUGCUGAUACCUUGUUUAAAUUGUUUGCUGAGGUUAUUGAGUGGGUUGGGUCUAGUAACAUUGUGCAUGAGGUUACUGAUAAUGCUGCGAAUUAUGUAUCUGUUGGAAAACUCAUUCAUGAAAAGUAUCCAAACAUUUUUUGGUCUCCUUGUGCUGCUCACUGCAUAAAUCUUAUUUUGAAAGACAUAGCAAGUAUUUCUCACAUAGCUGACCUUGCCUCUCGUGCUUCAAAAGUGACUUUAUUGAGGCUUGUUGAUGCUGAUGAGAAACCUUCUCUAGGUAUCAUGUAUGAGGGCAUGCAAAGAGCCAAAAUUGCUAUCAAGAUAAUGUUUAGAAAUAGAAAAUCUGCAUACACACCUUAUACAAGUAUCUUGAAAAUGCGGUGGAAUAAGCAUUUGAAGCGUGACCUCCAUGCAGCAGCAUACUUUUUGAAUCCAGAUUUUUUCUAUAGUGAGGGGUUUGUUAAGAAGCCAAAUAUCUUGAAAUCUUUGCUUGAUUUAUUUGAUAUUGAAACUCUUUGCGAUGACUUAGUUGCCGCAAUGCAAGAGAUACAGUUGUAUCGAGAUCGAAAAGGAAGUUUUGGAAAGAAAAGUGCUUUGAAAGCAAUUAAGAGACUUGAACCUGGUGAAUGGUGGAGGCUACAUGGUGGGAGUGCUUCUAACUUGCAAAAAAUGGCGAUUCGUCUUCUUCAUCAAACAUCUUCAUCAUCCGGAUGUGAGAGGAAUUGGAGCCUCUUUAAACAAAUCCAUUCAAAGAGGAGGAACCGAUUAGAGCAUCAAAGGCUAAGUGACAUUGUUUAUGUGACUUAUAAUCUACGCCUUCAAUCUAGAAUGCAUCGCAAGAAGAAGAAUUAUGAUCCAAUUGACAUUCAAAGCAUUGACACAAUAGAUUUCUGGGUAAUGGCGGAUGAAGAUGAUCCUGAAUUUAUUAAUAGAGACAUCGAAGGCAUUGAAAAUUUAAUUUACACGGAUAAUGCUAUGCCUUCAUAUCCUAAAGAUGGAGAUGUGGAAGUUGAUGUGGAUUUGUCUGACGUCGCUGAUUCUUCAAAUAUAGCUUCUUUUGGUGGUACUUUGAUUCUUCAAAUAUAG